Molecule: messenger RNA, 1281 nt
Organism: Gilbertella persicaria
Lineage: Eukaryota; Fungi; Mucoromycota; Mucoromycetes; Mucorales; Choanephoraceae
Product: ligand-effect modulator 3 family
Exons: 9
Coding region: 1-1281 (426 amino acids)
Cellular component (GO): endoplasmic reticulum; plasma membrane; Golgi apparatus
Source: RefSeq, a predicted model, not a curated record
AUGAAAGCACCUGUAUAUAUGUAUUAUCGACUGACUAAUUUCUACCAAAACCAUCGACAGUAUAUCAAGAAUUUUGAUGAUACUCAAUUGCUAGGCAACAGAGCAUCUGGCUCUACAUUACGUACCAAUUGUGAUCCUCUUGCUUAUGACGACACUGGAAAAAUCAUUUAUCCAUGUGGACUCAUUGCUAAUUCUAUGUUUAAUGGUAACCAUUUUGUUUAUUUGAGACUACGUAAUAUUGCCUGGCCAUCUGAUAAACAAAAGUAUGGUCGUACUCAAUAUCAGCCAUCAGAGAUUGUCCCUCCUCCCAAUUGGGCACAGCGGUACCCUAAUGGACAAUACACCAAUGAAUAUCCUCCUCCAGACCUCUCUACUCAAGAACGCUUCAUGGUCUGGAUGCAUGUUGCUGCUUUGCCUGAUUUCAGAAAGAUUUGGGGACGCAAUGAUACGCUUGAUUUACCAGCUGGAAGAUACAGGGCUUAUGUAGAUAUGAACUUUGAUACACGUCAAUAUGGAGGUGAGAAAUGGCUUGUGCUGUCUACGACAACAGGUAUGGGAGGUCGUAAUCCUUAUUUGGGUAUUGCUUAUAUGUCUGUGGGUGCCUUGUGUAUCUUUUUGGGCCUUUUGUUUACCAUUCGACACUGUAUUAAACCUAGAAAGUUGGGUGAUGAAUCUUAUUUAUCAUGGAAUCAACCUGGUGGUGGAUUACCGAACGACGUUUAUGUUGCACUUGCAGUUCAACCUUAUUGUCAACCUGGUUACAAACCUAUUGGCGAUAAAGAUUUGCAGUUGGACCUAUCUAAGCUCAACAAAGACUUUGUUGUCUUUCAGAACGAAACAACACCACCUACAGUGACUUCUAUCAUGACCCAGAUCAAUUUAUGUGAUCCUUUGAAUAUUCCUGACGAACCCGAGAAUCAUGACAUCUGCCCUAAAGGCACUCUUAUUUGUAGAAGAACCAUUCAUGUCAAGAAAAAUGUAGAGACUGUGAAUAUUGUUCAACCUAUUGCUAGAGACAUGGACAAUAAAUUGAAUGCUGAAUUUAAGCCUGUUCGAUCUGAGGAUGAUGCUACAAAGAGUGGUUAUCAGUAUUCCGUCAACUUAAAUGGCGGUGAAUAUAAUGGAAGAGCACAAUCUGCUCUUGUCACUUUGGAAUGUGAUGAAUCCCAAUCCCGCAGUGUAAGUAUAGCAUCAGAAAUAAGGCGAAAUUCUAAGAAAAGAGCGGGAGAUAGGAUGAACCAAAAAGCCCUGUCAUUAUUUCAUACAAUAACAAUGUAUUGA